This is a messenger RNA of Durotheca rogersii, 1641 nucleotides long. RefSeq names its product retrograde regulation protein 2. Gene Ontology annotation, molecular function: transmembrane transporter activity. Bases 126 to 1589 code for a protein of 487 amino acids. Gene Ontology annotation, biological process: transmembrane transport. NCBI's taxonomy places the organism in Eukaryota, Fungi, Ascomycota, Sordariomycetes, Xylariales, Xylariaceae. Gene Ontology annotation, cellular component: membrane. The transcript is spliced from 7 exons. The record is from RefSeq and is a predicted model, not a curated record.
AUGAUAGGCCCCCCCUUUUUCCCGCUUCCCCCCAUCCCCAAGGCCCUGACCGGAGUCGGAUCGAGAGAAAGAAGAGGGCACGCGACGAUUUCCGACUGCUUCCUACUCACUGACUCCUGCCCACCAUGGCAGACAAGAAGGGUAACGACAUCGACGCCAAAGCCCAGGCCGCGGGCGUUGAGGAGGCCAAGAUGCCCACGAACGACGGGAUGCCCGAGAUCCUCCGCUCGUACAGCUCGGCCGAGUUGCAGGCGAUGGAGAAGUCCCUCGUCCGCAAGGUCGACCUGCGGAGCCUGCCGGUCCUCAUUGUCCUGUUCAUCCUCAACAUCCUCGACCGGAACGCCAUCGCCAACGCGCGUCUCGGCGGCCUUGAGAAGACGCUGGCCAUCGGCGAUGUCCAGUACCAGACCGCGAUUAUGGUGCUCUGGGCUGGUUACAUCUCCAUGAUGAUUCCGUCGAACAUGCUGCUGUCCAUCUUCAAGCCGAGGAUCUAUCUCCCGACAGUCGUGAUCGUCUGGGGCGUGGUAUCCGGGGCGUCGGGGUUCGUGCAGAACUUCGCCGGCCUUGUGGUUGUUCGUUUUUUGGUCGGCGUUGUCGAAGCCCCGUACUUCCCCGGGUGCAUUUUCCUCCUGUCGUCCUGGUACACCAAGACCGAGCUACCCUCGAGGAUUGCCAUCUUCUACUCUGGCUACACCCUCUCCUCAGCCUUCGGCGGUCUAAUCGCCGCUGGUAUCAUCGGCGGCAUGGACGGGGCCGGCGGAUAUCCUGCGUGGCGAUGGGUAUUCAUCAUCGAAGGAGCAAUUACGAUAGUGGCUGCGUUUGCAGGUUACCUACUCCUGCCUAAUUACCCUGAAAAUACACCCUGGCUCAACGAGACCGAGAGCGCCCUAGCCCAAUAUCGUCUCUCACGCGAAGUCGACGGCGAGGUAGACGAGGUCACCGAAUCCGUUCUCGUCGGACUCAAGCAAUGUCUCUCCGACCCGAAGGCGUGGCUUCUGGUUCUCAUCCUCAGCGGCGCCGUCGUUAGCAUGAGCUUCACUUACUUCUUCCCGUCCAUCGUCCAGACGCUCGGCUAUCCCGACGUCGAGACCUUGCUGCUUACCGCCCCCCCGUACUUCUUCGCCUGUAUCUUUUCCAUCACCAACUCCUGGCACAGCGGCAGGACGCAGGAGCGCUGCUUCCACAUCGUCGCCGGCUGCAUCCUCUCCGUCGUCGGGCAGAUCCUCUCCAUGUCCACCUACAACACCGGUGCCCGGUAUUUCGCCAUGUUUCUGCAAGCCGCCGGGUCCUUCUCCGUGUUCCAGAUCAUUCUGUCGUGGAUCUCGACCACGAUCCCGCGGCCUAAGGCAAAGCGCGCCGUGGCGCUCGCCUUGUGCACGGCCAUUAGCAAUGCCACUAAUAUGAGCACCGCCUACCUCUACCCCAGAUCGGACGCGCCGCUCUACCGGAUGGGCUGCAUCGUGAUCGCCGUCGCGCUGGUCGUCUGCGCGGCCUCAUCGCUGACGCUCCGCUUCUGGCUGCGCAAGGAGAACAAGAAGUUAGACCGCGACGAGGACGGCGAGCUGCGCAGCUUCCGCUACGUGCUGUGACGCGUCCGAGCGAAGAGCUGGAGAGAAGCAGAGUCCGGAGAUGGCAUGGAUG